Molecule: messenger RNA, 1323 nt
Organism: Cryptomeria japonica (Japanese cedar)
Lineage: Eukaryota; Viridiplantae; Streptophyta; Pinopsida; Cupressales; Cupressaceae
Product: feruloyl CoA ortho-hydroxylase F6H1-1
Exons: 4
Coding region: 62-1090 (342 amino acids)
Source: RefSeq, a predicted model, not a curated record
AAGUUUGGCAUUGUCUAAGUAAUUAGUUUGCAUUGUAUUGCAGAGUCAAGAAGAGCUUAAAAUGGCUGCUCUAGCAAACAGAAGUGUAAAGAGUUUAGUAGAUACUGGCAUGAGGGAGAUUCCCAAGUCUUAUAUUCGCUCGGAGAAUGAGCGCUCAAAAACCACUGCAGUCUGCACAGAGAGCAUUCCUGUGAUAGAUCUAAGUGGCAUAUAUGGGCCCAAUAGAACAGAGGCAAUCAAUGCCAUUAGCAAAGCUUGUGAGGAAUGGGGUUUCUUCCAGGUGAUAAAUCAUGGGGUUCCAGAGAGGGUGAUAGAGAACAUGAUGAGAGCUCACCACAUGUUCUUUGAGCUGCCAGAAGUGGAAAAGGCCAAGUACAAAGCUGAACGCCAUGAUAAGCCUGUUGUAUAUGGAACCAGCUUUACUGCAAAAGACCAAAAGGUUCUCGAAUGGAGGGACUUUCUCAUGUUCAUCGUUGAAGGAACCAUUGAUGCCCAAACACUUAAGGACUGGCCUCCAAUCAUUCGAGAUUCAGCUUUGGAAUACAUGACUGAGGUGAGAAAGGUGGCACUAGAGAUUCUUUCUGCUUUGUCAGAAAGCCUUGGCAUUUCUGGUAUUUUUGAGAGCAUAAUGGGUCAUGAGCGAUUGCUCUUGAAUUACUAUCCUCCAUGCCCUAACCCAGAUAUGACAUUUGGUGUGAGUGAGCAUUCUGAUGUGGGUUUAAUUACAGUCCUCUUGCAAGAUGAUGUGGGAGGGCUUCAAGUAUCACAUAAUGGCCAAUGGGUUGCAGUGCAGCCAAUUUCUAAUGCUCUUCUGAUUAAUGUGGCUGAUGUCUUGCAGCAGGUGUUAAGCAAUGGGAAGUUUCAGAGCGUGGAGCAUCGUGCUGUGCCCAAUUACAGUCAAGCUCGCAUAUCCGUUCCAUUGUUUUGUGCUCCAGCCAGGUCCACCAUUAUCAAGCCUGUCCCUGAGCUUGUUAAUGAGCACAACCCAUCUAAAUACAGACCAUUUACAUUUGGGGACUAUUUAACCUACUUUCAUAGUCGAUCUCAUUCUGGAAAGGCUGAUAAUUUGGCUUAUGCAAGACUUGAGUAGAGGUGUAUUCAAGUAGGUUCUACUAGAAUUAUUUAGGAUGAUAGAACAAAAUGCUAAAUCACAUGUCUAUUGAAAGCUACUGAACAAGAUGGAAUCUACCGAUGUUUGAUUUUUAUGUAGUAGGUCCCUGUAAGAUGGUCCUUUAUAUCUAUCAAAAUAUGGAAUAAGUUUUCUUAAAAUUUUAUCGUUUAUUGAUGGAGAGAUCCUUUGAAAUAAAUGUAGAUAGUUUUUUC